Messenger RNA from Fusarium tjaetaba, 540 nucleotides. Its product is annotated as benzoate 4-monooxygenase cytochrome P450. The record is from RefSeq and is a predicted model, not a curated record. The transcript is spliced from 2 exons. Gene Ontology annotation, molecular function: heme binding; oxidoreductase activity, acting on paired donors, with incorporation or reduction of molecular oxygen; monooxygenase activity. Bases 1 to 540 code for a protein of 179 amino acids. Lineage: Eukaryota; Fungi; Ascomycota; Sordariomycetes; Hypocreales; Nectriaceae.
AUGUUCGCCCAUCAACGAAUCGCAAAGGGCAAACCGGACGUUGACAAGGUUCUCGAUGCUUUGUGGCUGAGAUAUAGCGCCGGAGGUAUGAAGGAAGCAAACAGUGCUGCAGUCAAUGUCCUCAACCUGUCUCACAUUCUCCCUUUAGAUACAGUGGCUGUGUACCUCUUUGGCGAAUGCUUUCACGGCAUCAGUAAUGGUCGCCUCCACGUCACCGAGUUCAUCCAUAGCUUCGUCGCUGGGGUCCGCUUCUUCCACCUACCAGGGCGGUUCUAUGACUUUGUCGACAAGAGCGCCGGCGCAUUCAUGCUGCACCAUAAUCCCGAAGUUCUUCCAAAUCCGUGUCAGUUCAUGCCAGGGCGAUGGCUCAAUCCGUCUCAGGAGAUGGUGCGUGACAGCUUUUACUUCGGAGCUGGCUCGCGACAGUGCAUCGCACGGAAUCUUGCGUCUGCUGGACUUUGGUGGGCGGUUGAGACCUUGAUUCAAAGUGAUGUCCUUCGGGGUGCAAAGGUUGUUCAGGACAAGAUCGAGAUUGUGUAG